This is a messenger RNA of Nicotiana attenuata, 2446 nucleotides long. RefSeq lists its product as uncharacterized. The record is from RefSeq and is a predicted model, not a curated record. The transcript has 4 exons. NCBI's taxonomy places the organism in Eukaryota, Viridiplantae, Streptophyta, Magnoliopsida, Solanales, Solanaceae. The coding region runs from base 205 to 1743 and encodes 512 amino acids.
AUACAUAGUUUUCCUCUAAAUUGGACUUUUCCAUGGAACUCUUAGCUUGGACGGCAAAAUCAGUAGUAACUCAAAAGGGAAGUCUAUUUUGUUCCUUAAUCAUCAAUCACUGAAAAUGAAAAUGAAAAUGAAACAACACUUAGCAUAAUAAAUUCACGGUUCUUGCUGUUUUUUUAUCAGUGAAGGAUUUUGAGAAUAAAUCUCAUGGGUUAUUUCUAUUUAACUUUACUUUUCACUCUGCUCCUUCAUAUUUGUGAUGCAGUCCAAGAUUCCUAUGUUUCUGCAAUUGGUGACCCUGGAAUGAGAAACCCAAAUGCCAGAUUUGCAUUGGAAGCUUGGAAUUUCUGCAAUGAAGUUGGAAAUGAAGCUCCCCUUAUGGGCAGCCCCAGACUUGCUGACUGUGCUGAUCUUCACUGUUCUCCUUCUCUCACAGGUGACCAAGAUAUUCUGGGCGAUCCACUUCUUCAAAAACGGAGCACUUGUAAAGUACACCAUAAAGUGACAGAAGUAGACAAUAGAUUAGGAGUUGGAGAUAAAUUUCCAGAUGGGAAUUAUAAAGCUUACACGGAUCCUGAUCUUUAUGCUGCGGAAAAGGAGCGGUAUCUUGGUUCACUUUGUGAAGGGCAUGAUUCUGCUGAGCCAUGGUAUCAUUGGAUGAUAAUGCUCAAAAACGGAAAUUUUGACAAGAACACAACUCUUUGUCCUGAAAAUGGUCGGAAAGUUUCUAAGAUAGUGACUGGUAGAAAUUUUCCAUGUUUUGGUGAGGGCUGCAUGAAUCAGCCACUUGUAUACCAUAACUACUCAAGGAUAGUCUACGGGAAGCAUGCAUCUUUGAUUGGAGGUUUCUAUGGAACAUAUGACCUUGACGCCAAUUUAACUGCCGGUCUAGAUGGAAAAUCUUUUUUCUCAGUUUCAUGGCAAAAGAAUUUAAGCACAGGUAGUUGGAUUGUCUCAAACAAAUUGACGACAUCAUUCAAGUAUCCAUGGCUUAUGUUGUAUCUAAGAUCAGAUGCGGCAGAAGGGUUUAAUGGAGGAUAUCACUAUAGUGGCCGUGGAAUUAUGAGAAAGCUUCCGGAGUCACCCAACUUCAAGGUAAAGUUGACACUUGAAGUUAGACAAGGAGGAGGCUCCAAUAGCCAGUUUUAUCUUCUCGACAUUGGAAGCUGCUGGAAAAAUAAUGGAGAUCCAUGUGAUGGAGAUGUUUUAACAGAUGUGACAAGAUAUAGUGAGAUGAUUAUCAAUCCAGCAACCACAAGUUGGUGUCGUCCUGAUAACCUUGUGUCCUGUCCACCCUACCACGUUAUCCCUAAUGGGGAGAUAAUAUACAGAAAUGAUACUUCUCGGUUCCCUUACUCUGCUUAUCAUCUCUAUUGUGCUCCUGGAAAUGCAAAUUAUUUAGAGAAACCAUAUGAUAUAUGUGACCCAUACAGCAAUCCACAAGCUCAAGAAUUGGUGCAAAUACUGCCACAUCCAGAGUGGGCUGUGCACGGUUAUCCGUCAAAAAAAGGAGAGGGGUGGAUUGGGGAUGCUAGGAGUUGGGAGCUUGAUGUAGGAGCUUUAUCCAAUCGGUUAUACUUUUACCAGGAUCCAGGAACCAAACCGGCAAAGCGUGUGUGGUCUUCACUUAAUGUUGGUACAGAAAUAUACGUUAGCAGCCAAGGAGCUACUGCUGAAUGGACUGUAAGUGAUUUUGAUGUAUUGAUUCCUGAGGGUGGUAAAGGUGGUGUUUGGGCCGUUCUGUAACACCUGUUAUAUGCUCCUUGUUCAUUGAGAUUAGUUUCACUUCUAACAAUUUGUUUCUUCGCUUGUUUGUAUAUAGACACACACAUAUAUAUAUAUAUAUAUAUAUAUAUAUAUAUAUAUUUUUUUUUUUUUGGUUUUCUGUUCACCAUGAGUAUUCUGUGUGGCAAAAUAAGCAAACCUAACCUCGAUGAGACAUGCCACUGUUCAUCUCCAUUUCCCUGUAACUGGUUUCUUAACAAGGUUAAGUUUUAGUUUCUUCCUUGCUUGAAAGUUGGACCAUGUUUCAUUAUGUUCCUAUUACUGCAGCAGAAGUGUUAGCGCGAAUAAGUAUACCAAUGUUAAUUCCUACAGCCUCUGGUGACUCAUUAAUAUGCUUUAGAGGUUUUUAAUACUUGUCUCAUAUAUGACUGCAGAACAACCAGUACUUAAACAUAGAUUUUCCUUUCUUUUCUUGUUUAUAUACUUGCAACCAUGGACUUCAAGAAGCAUCGGUACCUCCUUUCUGAAAGACUAAAACUGGGGAAGAUGACGCCAGUGUCAUUAUUCUCAUACUCUGGUAUUGUUCUUUCCAUUACAAACAAACAACAACAUACCCAGUAAAAUCCCACUAGUGGGGUCUGGGGAGAGUAGAUCGUACGCAGACCUUACCCUACCCCGAAAAGGGUAGAGAGGCGGUAUUGUUCUUUCCAUUGUACCCAAAAAA